This is a messenger RNA of Coniophora puteana RWD-64-598 SS2, 693 nucleotides long. RefSeq lists its product as uncharacterized. NCBI's taxonomy places the organism in Eukaryota, Fungi, Basidiomycota, Agaricomycetes, Boletales, Coniophoraceae. The record is from RefSeq and is a predicted model, not a curated record. The coding region runs from base 1 to 693 and encodes 230 amino acids. The transcript is spliced from 4 exons.
AUGAGCAAACGCCUGUCAUCGUUCAAGGGGCCAUCGACUCCCAAUUCAUCGCCUGCUAGGCAGGUCAACCAGCCCGAAUCCCCGUCACGCCUCGCAGAGUCCACGUAUCAUCGCAAGAUCCGUGCUUCUCUCCAGGAACUACGGCUAGCCGCGCAUACAUGGGAUGACAUCGUGCUGAUCGACGGUUUGAAGGCGGCCAAGACCCUUGUCGACUCAAGGACAGAGCUAGACAAUGCUCUCGCCCAGAUUCCCACUGACAGCCAGCCUCGGACUCGAUUAGUCGAACCCAAGCUUGCCACUAUGGACAAAUGCAUCGAGCAGCUAGAUGCAGUACUAGUGAAACUACGAAGACAAUUCCGUCGAAUGUCAGCCGUAAUCGACGCAAUGGAGUCCAUCCUCUUCGAAGCCCACGCGACCAAGGGCCCUCAGUGGUGUAAGGAGCAGCCCCUUUGGAUAUCAUGGUCGCUAGAGAAAUUCGUGACCUCCGUGUCCGACAUCCUCCUGCCUUACCACCGCUCCCUCAACAUGCAUAUCGAGAUCGUCGAGUCACUCCGCCCGCACUCUGCCACAUUCGAAGUCUCAAAAGAUGCCAUACGAAAGUGGGUCGACCAGCCCUUCCUCGAGGAUGAGAGCUGGGAUGCCAUAUGGGAGGAUCUAUGUGCUGUGGAGGUCCAUCGUUGGGACACAGCAUAA